Phaedon cochleariae (mustard beetle) is the source of this 3259-nucleotide messenger RNA. Lineage: Eukaryota; Metazoa; Arthropoda; Insecta; Coleoptera; Chrysomelidae. The record is from the annotation of a GenBank genome assembly.
CAAUUGUGGGUAUGGUUGUUACAAUUUCUCCUAAUUUUAGUUUGUAUAAAAUAGUAGUUUUACCAGCUGCAUCUAAUCCUACCAUCAAUAUCCUCAUUUCUUUCUUGCCAAAAAGGCCUUUGAAUAAGUUUGCAAACAUAUUCCCCAUGGUGAUUGCUUCUAAAAAAACCUUUUCUUUAAAAACACUCUACACCUUUUAAAAUCGCUAACACAUUCACCUGCACUACCCAAAAAGUUGUCGAAUGUCAAUAUGGCGGACGUGGAAGAGAAUCGCAGUUCGUGCCACGUCUUGAGAACCUGCCAAUGGCAUUGGUCAGCGCUGAGCACGUGAUUCAAAGUUGCCAACUUUCUCUGUUCUCUUCUCUUCUAACAAGGAUCUUCUAACCUAACUUUCGAUGUGUUUGACACGUAAUUUGGUUUGAUUUUAGCACUUAUUGAAAAAAAAAUUGUCUCUAAAUCGACUUCUAAAUUCGACAGCUCAGUGGAAUUAUGUCUUAUCCAAUAACUCCAUUUCCUGAUUCAUUUAAUUCGAAGAUAGUGACUCAUUCAGUGGGUGACAAAUCUGACAUGGUGGCAUUUUUCAGAUUUCAAAUGAUGAAUUUCAAAACACUUGCAAAUGGCUUUGCAGUUUUCCGAAAAUCACCACGUAUAGAGUGAAUACUCUCAAAUGCAAAGUAGAAGAUGCUAAAUAUAUUAUUCGAAAGUACUGUCAUGAUACAUUUGGACACGAUUUCGUAAAUAUAAAUAUUCAUCAUCCUUUACUAACCAAUGUAAUAAUCGUUAACAGUAGAGAGAACAUGAAUUUAAAUGAAUAUGAAAAAGAGAUUAUUAUAGACGUCGAUUGUGCAGCUGCCGUUUUGCGAGGGGCCCACAUCUACGCUCCAGGUGUAAUGGGAAUGAUGUCAGGCUCUCAAAUUGGUGACAAAGUGAGUAUUUACGCUGACAUGUUAAAAAAAUGUAAAAGAGGACUUCAGAAACGUCUAUCAGGGGAUGGAGAAAAAUUAUUUAUUGGAAAUGGCGUGGUGAAAAUGCAGAGGCAUCAACUUUUUGCCGAAAAUUUAUAUAUAAGUGGCGUAGCAAUUGAAGUUGUAGAGACAAUUUCCGGGUGUCCACCGAUAGGAGACAAUUUGUUACCUUCAGGAUGGGCAUUGCUGCAAAAUUUACCAUCAGGUCUUCUCGUUGCCAUAGAUAAAACACCGAAUAAAGUAGCCAAAUUGCGAGCCAGAUGUGACCAGUUUGGUGCUGCAGUGCUCUGUUUCCAAGCAGACUCGACCAAACUGGUCGCGACAGAUGCCAUACAAGGCAGACCUGUCACGGAUGGCCCGCCAUUUUUGUCUGGAUCUUUCGACAGGGUUUUAUUGGACGCACCCUGUAGCGUAUUGGGCAAGAGACCGCAGUUAGUGAACAGGCUCAGCGAAAACGAGAUAAAAUCGUAUGUUCCUCUGCAGAGGAAGCUGUUUGAAACGGCUGUCAAACUACUCAAAGUCAAUGGCACUCUGGUGUAUAGCACUUGCACCAUAACUUUGUCGGAGAAUGAAGGGAUAGUAGCGUGGGCGCUGAACAAAUUUGAUUGUCUGGAAUUGGUCAAACCGGAUUUGGCUCUUUCUGGACCAGGAUGGGUAGGAACGUCUUUGACUGAAGAUCAGAUAGCCAAAGUUCAAAGAUUCGGACCAGACCAAAGUGUGGAUUCUGUGGGAUUCUUUUUCGCUUGUUUCAUCAAAAAACAUUGAUUUAAUUCAAAUUCCAUGUGUUCCAAUUUGGAAUUCAUUGUAUUACUCAAUGAUACCAUAAUAUCCAAACAGAUAUAUUUUCGGAAGCAAUAACCAACGAGAAAAAAUAUGCUCCGAAGUCGUUUCACUUGAAAUACUUGGAUUUUUUAAUGUCCAAUAGAAAUGUGACACCCCAGCGAGCACAAAAACAUCUCAGAGAUGUUAAAAGUACGAGAUUUCGAGACAUUGAACCUCCACUGCGAUGUUCUGUUCACACAUGAAUAGAACUAUUAUAGAACAGCCAAUGUCCGCCGCAGGUGACAAUUAUCGAGAUGUCCUUGAUAUGUCACAAAACGACCUUCUCUCUAGUUCUUUUUAAAGCCUUUUCAUGGACACGACAGAACAUUUUCAACGCGUCUUGCGCUCAUUAAAUCGCUGUAAAAAAACCAUUUUGAGGUACUUUUCUGAAGCCUUUUGUCAAAAUGAACUUUUGCAUUAGAAUUCCAUUUCCCUUGAAUGGAAAAAUGCAUUAAAAAUAGAUUGAACAUAAAAAUAUUUUCUUGAUAUGAAAUUACCUUCUUAAUCGGUUUCUGAGUAGUGCUUAUUACUCACAGACAUAUAUAAUUGGACAUAGGUUUCCCAAUUUUUGAAAUGUUCUCCACAAUGCAUAAUUUUGCAACUGCGGAGAAGCUGUGUGUAUUGAUAAAAUAUAUUGAUUACACUGAGGCACCGAACAAUACAUCUUGCAUCUGAUGGUCAUUAUUACAAACUAAAUAGGUCUUCUAACACAAUAAACUUCACCAAAUUCCUUUCUGUUCGUUAGCAGCGUGAUGUAAGCGUGACACGCUGCAAACGCGAAUGCCAAUUGCGAACAAGAAGAACAAAAUCGAAAACAAAUCAGAAUUCAUCGUAUUGUGACGUAAGCAUGAGACGUUGUGGUGGGGCAAACCAAGAAAGGGCACAAAAGAACAAAAACAAUACUUUCAAUAUCCUUUUAAGACCUCUUUGGGAAGUGCAUAUUACGCCUCAAAAAAACAUCCUCAUGCCUACAUUUCUAAAACAUCCCAAAACAUCCCAGGGAUACCUCUCAGUAGGCAAACAAAGAAAUGCCACAGAAGAACAAAAACAAUACUUCAAUAUCCUUCAAAGACCUUUUUGGUCAGUGCAUAUUACGUCUCAAAAUAACAUCUUCAUGCCAACAUUUUCAAAACAUCCCAAAACAUCCCAGGGAUAUGUUUGUGCUCGCUGGGACAUGACCUUUACCGUCUUAAGGUGUCAAGAGCUGGUGCCAUUACCUUAUUCUCAGAUUUGAAAACUAAACAUGUUUGUUAUACGGGAUUGACAGUGAAAUACUCUUAUCAAACUCGUUACGCUAUUAUUCUGAGUACUUUUCAACUGCAUAUUUAUCAUCGAACAAGAACUUGUUGUUCGAUGAUAUUAUUCAGGUUGCCUCUUCAAUGAAUCUUUUGUUCGAAAUAGAAGAAAUAUGCUUUGGAAAAUUGAAAAUCUAGUGGUAUGGGAUGAUUUUUGUAAUAUAAAAACUUUAUUUC